Molecule: messenger RNA, 1134 nt
Organism: Hippocampus zosterae (dwarf seahorse)
Lineage: Eukaryota; Metazoa; Chordata; Actinopteri; Syngnathiformes; Syngnathidae
Product: overexpressed in colon carcinoma 1 protein homolog
Exons: 6
Coding region: 81-269 (62 amino acids)
Source: RefSeq, a predicted model, not a curated record
AUCAUCAGCGGGCGUUCUGACGCUCACGUUUGGACGACGGCUGCGUUCAUGAUUUAAAAAAAAAACAACAACAACAACAAAUGGGUUGUGGCAAUUCGUCGGCAGCCAGCACCUCAGGAGGGGGGCCAUCCGAAGCCUCCAGGGAUGUGACAGAAGAUCCCUUAGCAGACGAUGAGAAAAGAAGGAAUUAUGGCGGCGUGUACGUGGGUCUCCCGGCAGACUUGACCACGGUGGCAGCAAGUCAGUCCAAAUUGAGCCGAAAAGACUAGCAGUGUGAAGAGGAUCCCACAGAGGCUGCCCCCCCCCCCCCCCUCUGUGGACGCCACCCUGGACGCAUGGUGACGUCACUGCUGACCGACUGACGAGUCGGCCCUUUGAACGCGCUUGCUCGAGUCAAGAUGCAGACAUUUCACCGGGUCUCUGAAGAUUCGUGGCAUCGUCACAGGAGUUAUUGGGGACACCAUCAAUGAUACAUCCUUCAAAUGUCAAAAGUUGGCCGUGGAAAUGGGCAAGCGCACUUCAGUGGACUUACAAGGCAUCAGCGAGCAGAGAUCAUCGUGACGGCCAUCUCGGCGUGUCAGUCACAGUGAUGAAAUGUCGCCGGCCAAUUAAGAUUUCCUUUUUUCCUCAUUAGCGCGCCGCAAAUAACAAUGACCGCUUUGGAGACUCAGUGUGCGCUUUGGACACAAUUGAGAAGGUCGUUCAAGCGACGCUCACGGGUCACGAUAGGAGGUCCACCUCCACAUACCUUUUGCCUUAUUAUUCAACCAUUUAAAAAAAAAAAAAACAAAAAAAGUCAAAUUAACAAAAUCAUUUCGAAUGACAGUGAACCCCGCAUUGUCGCAGUUCAGCACAUUUGUAAAUCUAUCGGGGGACCACUGAUCCCAAGAUACUUGCUGAAAAAGUCACUUCCGUGCAGAUUUUGUGCUAAGGCAAGAGCGUACUGCAGCCUUUUACAGCUUGCGACCUUUUGAAAACGUUGAGUGGCGGGUCCCCUUCCAAAGCAAGAAAUUAAAUCACCGCUCUGCUUCUGAUGAGCCGUCCAACAAAGACAUCAUUUCCAAAAUUGCUGACAGGUAGAGGACAGGCUUGAAAAAAAAAGAAAAAUACACACACACACACACACACACAGAA